Messenger RNA from Mycena indigotica, 789 nucleotides. RefSeq lists its product as uncharacterized. The transcript is spliced from 3 exons. Bases 10 to 789 code for a protein of 259 amino acids. Lineage: Eukaryota; Fungi; Basidiomycota; Agaricomycetes; Agaricales; Mycenaceae. The record is from RefSeq and is a predicted model, not a curated record.
CGUUCCUCCAUGUCGGACGUUGCCCACCAUUCACCUCGUUCACCUGACCACGAACAAGAUCUCUCUGGGGCUCACCGCUGGUCUGACGAAGAAGCUGAAGUACAACACCUGGAUCCAUCGAGCAAAGGCAAAGCGCGGGAAACAUAUUCUAAUGAUCAACCACAAGAGUACCCACCCACCACGGAUGACGAGACGGAGACGCGUCAAAUAGAGGAGAAUCUACGACGUUGGGAACUAGCGGAACGGGCUAAGCGGAAGGCAGCUCGGGAGUCGGUCACGGCAGAUGGGUCUGGGUCGUUGCUCUCAAAUGCUGUUCGGCGAGCAAGCAUAUUAUUCAGCGGUGGUGGUGGCAGGCCAAAACGAGCCAGCGAUGACUUGGGUCGGGGGACUCACGCCGUCCUGAGUUCACAAGAAAACAUUGAUAUUGUCCCUCUUGACGACAUUGCGGCGACCCCGACACCAUCUCCCACGCAUUCUGAACCUUCAAAUCCGUUCAGUGAUGCUCAUGCCGAAUCACUAACUCCCGCCUCUACUUCUACUUCUACUCCUACUUCACCUCCCAAACGACCCGCUUUGCUGAGUGCUUCCUCGUCAAUACGACGUCCUCCAAGCCCCAAACCUUUGGGCCUCCCUCCCCCACGUGCUCCACCGCCUUCAUUAACGCCGCCUCCCGAUCCAGAACCCGAGCCGAAAGAGAGUCGAUGGUGGCAUGAGUGGUUAUGUGGACUGAGCGAAGGGCCUGACAGAGGCGGGAACAACCAGUCUGGACGCACAAAUCCUUUCGAAUGA